AUGGGACUUUUUGAGACAGGUUAUGGUGAAGUUGGGUUUUGGCUCACAUUGGGUAUCUCUAGUUAUGUCCUGUGUAAGUUCAGCGAGUAUAAUUUUCUUAAUGAUGGUCACUUGUUUGGCCCCAUCUUUCCUCAUCGCGGCCUAAGACAAGGUGAUCCACUUUCACCACAUGUGUUCAUCAUAUGUGCUGAAGCUCUAUCUUUACUUCUAGGAUACUAUGAGCGUAGAGGCGAUUUACAUGGUUGUAAGUUUCUAUUUUUCCAAGCAACAUUGGAGGAAGCUAGAGUCGUGCAAAAGUGUUUGCAGCUUUAUGAAAAUGCAUCAGGGCAGAAAAUAAAUUUGUCAAAAUCAACCAUCUUUUUCAGCCGUAACACCAAGGAUUUCCUAAAAGCAGCAAUUAGGAAUUUAUUGCAGGUGACUCAGGUCGCUAACCAUGCUUCACAGAUUUUUAAGGCCAAGUACUUCCUAGAAACUUCUUUCCUUAAAGCCUCAUUGGGUCAAAACCCAAGUCAUGUAUGGCAGAGCAUUUUUGCAUCUCAAGAGCUGCUAAAGAAGGGCUGUAUCCGUCGGAUUGGUGAUGGUAUUGAUGAUCUGAAAGUCUGUGAUUUAUUUCGGCCUGACUCUCGAAGAUGGGACUUGGAGACAUUGUCUUUACUCUUGUCUAAUGAAGAAAGAGCUCUUAUUCUGAAAAUUCCAUUACCCAGAAUGGAGAUGGCUAAUUCCUGGAUGUGUUUUUAG
Messenger RNA from Jatropha curcas, 738 nucleotides. RefSeq lists its product as uncharacterized. Lineage: Eukaryota; Viridiplantae; Streptophyta; Magnoliopsida; Malpighiales; Euphorbiaceae. The record is from RefSeq and is a predicted model, not a curated record.